GAAUUUUUGUUCUGUUUUCAAACCUUAAAAUGGUCUUUUUAUAACAUACACCGUUGACAUGGCGAAUGUACAGGUAUCCCAGUCGAGUCUGCCGCCGGUCUCCAUCGAGCAGGCGUUCCUGGAGACUUACUUCCACGCGCUGAGUCAGUUCGCGUACGACAAGGCCAAGGAGGUCGCGGAGAAGGACCGUGACUCGAGGAAGACAAACUACGGCUCCACCUGGACGUCCCUGCUCAACUCCCUGUCCCACCUGGCCAUGGCGGAAAAGAUGUACGCCUCGCUCGGGUACCUGGGGCAGAAGAAGUGGUUCAGCGGCAGAGAGUCCCUCAGGUCCACGUACUCCUCCCUGCUGACAGAGCUGCGUAAGAUUGAGGACACCGGUCGGCAGGCGGUGGGCGGCACAGCACCGUCCCUGGAGAAACUCUUAGCUCACCUGUGUGGACAACUCUCCUCCUUUGUAGCAGCCAGGCUGGAAACUAUGGACUUCUAUGAAACUUUGUGUUCCAUGGGAUCCAGUCGGGUCAUUGGUUAUGCAGAAGUAGCUGUGAACUUGGCUGCCAUCAUACAGAGACACAGUAAGAGUUUCCACCACCCGAUCCUGACGCCGCUGAAGACCAGUUUCAGUGACGAACUGUCCAUCCUGUACCACCUGCUGCAGGCGCAGGCUGACAUGGCCGUGUGGUGCUUCCUCCCCGCACUGCUGCACCUGCACGAGGCACACUCCAAACUCAACUCAUGGGGGGCCAUCGUACAGAUGGCUAAAGAAAGUCAGAAGAAAGGUUUUGAGCUGUUUGGCAGCACGUCCACCAAGGUGCCGCAGGUCCCACCUCUACACCAGUGGCUGCUCAGUUUCAAGGCUGCCCUCGUUUCCAAGUUCUCCUUGUAUUUCAACGAGACCCUGAGUAAACAGUCCAGCCCACCUGAGAUGAAAACCCUUCUAGCAAAGACAUCAUGUGACUACAUGGCAAAGUUUGCCACGUUUUUGCGUAAAUCGGAUGCGACUAACCUGUCGAUUGUUCUGGACACCCGUGGACUGGAGGAGACGUAUAAGGGUCACGGGUACCACCACCCUGCAGCCAAGCUGGAGCCGCCCAAGGGACUGGACAGUUACCCUGCCAUCGUGUCUGUUCCCGGGGAGAGACCCCAGCAUCACUGGCCCAACCUCAUCAUGAUCAUGAACAACAACGCUGCUGAAAUGAACACCAUGGAGAGGAUAGUUUACUUCUACGACAAGGCCUUCCAGAGCACCUACUACAUGAUAAGAAUAGAGCCGAAGAUGACACUGGUGGUGAUAUUCGAAACCAAGAGAGCUGAGAAGGACUCCUAUGUCAAUACAUUCCUUACAGAAAUUUCAUCCCAACUCAAAAACAACAAGCUGCUACUUAAUCUAAAACCUGGAUCAAAGUGAAGCAAUGUACCAUCUGCAAAUACAGUACUACAUAUACAAGUAUAAUUUAUAUUGUAUUACAUCUCAUGAAGAGCUGCAAUAUGGUAACAACUUACUGUAUAUUAUUUGCAUGUUCUCCUUCUCUUGCAAUUCAUUAAGUCAAAUAACAAUGUUUAAAGCAUCAUUUAUGACUGUAAUUCAGGAAGAGAUUUCUUUGAUUUGGCUAAUUAUUAUUAGAGAAAUUAUUGACUACUGACAGUAAUAAAACACACCGUGUGUUGCUCUGA
Messenger RNA from Branchiostoma belcheri (Belcher's lancelet), 1674 nucleotides. RefSeq names its product UPF0536 protein C12orf66 homolog. Gene Ontology annotation, cellular component: KICSTOR complex. The coding region runs from base 59 to 1408 and encodes 449 amino acids. The record is from RefSeq and is a predicted model, not a curated record. Gene Ontology annotation, biological process: negative regulation of TORC1 signaling; protein localization to lysosome; cellular response to amino acid starvation. NCBI's taxonomy places the organism in Eukaryota, Metazoa, Chordata, Leptocardii, Amphioxiformes, Branchiostomatidae. The transcript has 11 exons.